Cebus imitator (Panamanian white-faced capuchin) is the source of this 11088-nucleotide messenger RNA. It is a transcript of the gene RALGAPA2, whose product is annotated as Ral GTPase activating protein catalytic subunit alpha 2. The record is from RefSeq and is a predicted model, not a curated record. Gene Ontology annotation, biological process: regulation of small GTPase mediated signal transduction; positive regulation of GTPase activity. The coding region runs from base 193 to 6024 and encodes 1943 amino acids. Gene Ontology annotation, molecular function: GTPase activator activity. The transcript has 40 exons. Gene Ontology annotation, cellular component: nucleus; cytoplasm. NCBI's taxonomy places the organism in Eukaryota, Metazoa, Chordata, Mammalia, Primates, Cebidae.
UCCUGGAGCCGCAGCUGAAGCGGCGGCGGCGGCGGCGGCGGUGGCGGCGGCAGAGGCGGCAGAGGCGGCAGCAGCCGGGCUGGGGGCAGCGAGUGGCCCGCGCGACACGCGCCGGCCUCGACCCUAUGCUUUGAUUCGCGUGGCGCAGGCGCCUCCUGCCCCGCCGGCGGGGCCCGGGCUUCCUGCCGCGGGAUGUUCUCCCGAAGGAGCCACGGGGAUGUGAAGAAGUCCACCCAGAAGGUGCUGGACCCGAAGAAGGACGUGCUGACCCGCCUGAAGCACCUGCGGGCGCUGCUGGAUAAUGUGGAUGCAAGUGAUCUCAAGCAGUUUUUUGAGACCAACUAUUCUCAGAUAUAUUUCAUCUUCUAUGAAAAUUUUAUAACACUGGAAAAUAGUUUGAAAUUAAAAGGGAAUAAUAAGUCACAAAGGGAGGAGCUGGACUCCAUCCUCUUCCUUUUUGAAAAAAUACUGCAGUUUCUACCUGAACGAAUUUUUUUUCGAUGGCAUUACCAGAGUAUAGGCUCAACUUUAAAGAAGCUUCUACACACUGGAAAUUCUAUUAAGAUAAGAUGCGAAGGAAUCAGGCUAUUUCUUCUGUGGCUUCAAGCACUUCAGACAAACUGUGCAGAAGAGCAGGUGCUGAUUUUUGCUUGCCUGGUGCCUGGUUUCCCAGCAGUCAUGUCAUCCAAGGGCCCUUGCACACUGGAGACACUCAUCAAUCCCAGCCCUGGUGUAGCUGAUGUAAAGAUAUAUCCAGAAGAAAUUACUCCGCUCCUGCCAGCUGUGUCGGGGGAGAAGAUUGCUGAGGACCAAACCUGCUUUUUUCUUCAAAUACUGUUGAAGUAUAUGGUUAUUCAGGCUGCAAGCUUGGAGUGGAAGAAUAAGGAGAAUCAAGAUACUGGUUUUAAAUUUCUUUUUACAUUGUUUCGAAAGUAUUAUCUUCCUCAUUUAUUUCCAUCAUUUACUAAGUUAACAAACAUCUACAAACCUGUACUUGACAUCCCCCAUUUGAGACCAAAGCCAGUGUACAUUACUACAACCCGAGACAAUGAGAACAUUUACAGUACAAAAAUUCCAUAUAUGGCAGCUCGUGUUGUUUUUAUUAAGUGGAUUGUAACCUUCUUUUUGGAAAAAAAGUAUCUAACUGCAACACAAAACACUAAAAAUGGAGUUGAUGUAUUGCCUAAAAUCAUCCAGACUGUUGGUGGUGGCGCUAUGCCGGAGAGAGCGCCUGAACUGGAUGGUGGUGGGCCCCCGGAGCAGGACAAAAGCCAUUCUAACAGCAGCACCCUGUCAGACCGAAGACUCAGCAACUCCAGCCUCUGUAGCAUUGAAGAAGAGCACCGAACAGUGUAUGAAAUGGUACAGCAGAUUCUCUUGUCAACACGAGGUUAUGUCAAUUUUGUGAAUGAAGUAUUUCACCAGGCAUUUUUGUUGCCUUCCUGUGAGAUAGCUGUAACAAGAAAAGUAGUUCAAGUGUACAGAAAGUGGAUUCUCCAGGACAAACCUGUGUUCAUGGAGGAGCCAGAUAAAAAAGAUGUUGCCCAAGAAGAUGCUGAAAAAUUAGGAUUUUCCGAGACUGAUAGCAAGGAGGCCUCGUCUGAAAGUUCUGGUCAUAAACGAUCUUCCAGCUGGGGCCGCACAUACUCCUUCACAAGUGCAAUGAGCAGAGGAUGUGUGACAGAGGAGGAAAAUACAAAUGUGAAAGCUGGCAUCCAGGCUUUGUUGCAGGUAUUUUUGACGAACUCUGCAAACGUCUUCUUAUUGGAACCAUGUGCUGAAGUUCCUGUGCUCUUGAAAGAACAAGUUGAUGCUUGUAAAGCUGUUUUGAUUAUUUUUAGGCGCAUAAUAAUGGAGCUUACGAUGAAUAAAAAGACAUGGGAACAGAUGUUGCAAAUACUACUCAGGAUAACAGAAGCUGUCAUGCAGAAGCCAAAGGAUAAACAAAUAAAGGACUUGUUUGCCCAGAGCUUGGCAGGGUUACUAUUUAGGACACUCAUGGUGGCUUGGAUCCGAGCAAACCUCUGUGUGUACAUUUCUCGAGAGCUCUGGGAUGACUUUCUUGGUGUGCUGUCCUCCCUCACGGAAUGGGAGGAGCUUAUAAAUGAGUGGGCCAACAUUAUGGACUCCUUGACAGCAGUGCUUGCAAGAACCGUUUAUGGAGUUGAGAUGACAAACCUACCUCUGGAUAAAUUAAGUGAACAAAAGGAAAAGAAGCAACGAGGCAAAGGCUGUGUUCUAGAUCCUCAGAAAGGAACCACUGUGGGGAGAUCCUUUUCUCUCAGCUGGCGGAGCCACCCAGAUGUGACCGAGCCUAUGCGAUUUAGGAGUGCCACCACGUCUGGAGCACCGGGAGUGGAGAAGGCAAGAAAUAUUGUUCGCCAAAAAGCAACUGCUAAGCGAAGCCAGUCUAUCAGCAACUGUGUCCACCUUUCUGAGGCUUUGCCUGCCACUAAAAGCGUCCCGCUCCUCCUUCACACCGUGAGCGCUCUCUUACCUGGUCUCUCUUACUCUUCUUGCUCUCACAGGCUGUCAGAAGUGGAGGAGUGUCAACAGUCAGAAAAUGCACCUGCAUCUGGAUCUGGCCAUCUCACGGUGGGACAGCAGCAGCAGGUCCUUCGGAGUAGCAGCACCUCUGAUAUCCCCGAGCCGCUGUGCUCAGAUUUUUCUCAGGGUCAAAAGGCAGAAAACGCACAGAAUUUGAGUUCUUCAGAGCCUCAGCCUAUUCAAGAGAAUAAAGGACAUGUGAAGAGAGAACACGAAGGAGUAACAAUCUUAGUUCGAAGAAGCAGCAGCCCUGCUGAAUUGGAUUUGAAUGAUGAUUUGCAGCAGACACAAGGAAAAUGUAGGGAAAGACAGAAGAGUGAAAGUACCAACAGUGACACAGCUCCAGGCUGUAACAAUGAGGCAGAGCUGUCCAUGGGCCCAUGGCAGACCUGUGAGGAAGACCCAGAGCUGAAUACUCCCACAGAUGUUGUGGCUGAUGCUGAUGCCCGUCACUGGUUACAACUGAGUCCCACUGAUGCUUCAAACUUAACAGAUAGCAGCGAGUGCCUUGCAGAUGACUGUAGUAUAAUUGCUGGGGGGAGCCUCACUGGCUGGCACCCAGACUCUGCUGCUGUGUUAUGGCGAAGAGUUUUGGGGAUCCUUGGAGAUGUGAAUAACAUUCAGUCGCCCAAGAUUCAUGCCAGAGUUUUCUGCUAUCUCUAUGAACUCUGGUACAAACUAGCAAAGAUACGGGACAAUCUAGCAAUAAGCCUGGAUAACCAGUCUUCUCCAUCUCCUCCAGUUUUGAUUCCACCACUCAGAAUGUUUGCAUCAUGGCUUUUUAAGGCAGCGACACUGCCAAAUGAAUAUAAGGAAGGCAAACUGCAAGCCUACAGGCUGAUCUGUGCCAUGAUGACCAGACGCCAGGACGUUCUGCCAAACUCAGAUUUCCUGGUGCAUUUUUACCUUGUGAUGCACCUGGGAUUAACCAGCGAGGAUCAGGAUAUCUUAAAUACCAUCAUAAGGCACUGCCCACCCCGCUUUUUCUCCCUGGGUUUUCCUGGCUUCUCAAUGCUGGUGGGGGACUUCAUCACGGCCGCUGCCAGGGUCCUUAGCACAGACAUGUUGACGGCCCCUCGUUCAGAGGCUGUCACUGUCCUUGGCUCUCUGGUCUGCUUUCCAAACGCCUACCAGGAGAUUCCUUUACUGCAGGCAGUGCCAGAAGUAAAUGAGGCCAUUACAGGAACUGAAGAUAUCAAGCAUUACCUCAUAAAUAUUUUACUGAAGAAUGCCACAGAAGAACCAAAUGAAUAUGCAAGAUGCAUUGCCAUUUGCUCCCUUGGAGUCUGGAUAUGUGAAGAGCUUGCACAGAGUACAAGCCACCCUCAGGUGAAAGAGGCCAUCAAUGUGAUAGGAGUAACUCUGAAGUUUCCUAACAAAAUCGUGGCCCAGGUAGCUUGUGAUGUGCUUCAGUUGCUGGUUUCCUACUGGGAGAAGCUUCAGAUGUUUGAAACUGCUCUGCCUCGGAAAAUGGCAGAAAUCCUUGUGGCCACAAUUGCUUUUCUUUUACCAAGUGCAGAGUACUCCUCAGUGGAAACAGACAAGAAGUUUAUUGUGUCCUUGCUACUCUGUCUCUUGGACUGGUGCAUGGCAUUGCCCAUGAGUGUCCUUCUCCACCCAGUGUCCACGGCGGUCCUAGAGGAGCAGCACUCGGCCAGAGCCCCCUUGCUGGAUUAUAUCUACAGGGUUCUGCACUGCUGUGUGUGUGGCUCGAGCACGUACACCCAACAGAGUCACUACACGCUGACCCUGGCUGACUUGUCAUCCACGGAUUAUGACCCCUUCCUGCCACUGGCAAAUGUGAAGAGCUCUGAGCCAGUCCAGUGUCACACGUCGGCAGAAUUGGGUAACCUGCUGACUGUUGAAGAGGAGAAGAAGAGAAGAAGUUUGGAAUUGAUCCCUUUGACUGCUCGAAUGGUGAUGGCCCACCUGGUGAACCACCUGGGGCACUACCCCCUCAGUGGGGGCCCUGCCAUACUGCACAGCCUUGUCAGCGAGAACCACGACAAUGCCCAUGUAGAAGGCUCCGAGCUGUCCUCUGAGGUGUUCAGAAGCCCAAACCUGCAGCUGUUUGUAUUUAACGAAAGUACCCUCAUCUCCUACCUUCAGACACCCACAGAAGGACCGGCAGGUGGAUCACCAGUGGGCUCUCUCUCUGAUGUGAGAGUAAUUGUGAGGGAUAUCUCAGGGAAGUACUCUUGGGAUGGUAAGGUUUUAUACGGACCUUUGGAAGGCUGCUUAGCACGCAGUGGAAGAAAUCCUUCAUUUCUGAUUUCAGGCUGGCAUCCUCACACAUUUGGACCUCAGAAGGACUCUUCUCAAGUUGAGGAAGGAGAUGAUGUUCUUGACAAAUUACUUGAAAACAUUGGCCACACAAGUCCUGAAUGCCUUUUACCAUCACAGCUAAAUCUAAAUGAACCUUCCCUACCCCCAUGUGGCAUGAACUAUGACCAAGAGAAGGAAAUCAUCGAGGUCAUUUUGCGCCAAAAUGCUCAGGAAGAUGAGUGUGUCCAGAGUCAUAACUUUGAUUCUGCAAUGAAAGUCACCAGCCAAGGGCAGCCAUCCCCAGUGGAGCCCCGAGGACCCUUUUAUUUCUGCAGGUUGUUGCUUGAUGACUUGGGAAUGAAUUCUUGGGACAGAAGGAAGAAUUUUCAUCUGUUGAAGAAAAAUUCAAAAUUAUUGAGAGAGCUAAAAAAUUUGGACUCCCGCCAGUGCCGUGAGACACACAAAAUCGCAGUGUUUUACAUUGCUGAAGGUCAAGAAGACAAGUGUUCAAUCCUCUCUAAUGAAAGAGGAAGCCAAGCAUAUGAAGACUUUGUUGCUGGACUUGGAUGGGAGGUGGAUCUCUCCACCCACUGUGGGUUCAUGGGUGGCCUUCAGCGCAAUGGCAGCACCGGGCAGACGGCCCCUUACUAUGCUACCUCGACCGUGGAAGUGAUUUUCCAUGUUUCCACUCGAAUGCCGUCAGACUCAGAUGAUUCCCUCACCAAAAAGCUUCGUCACUUGGGGAAUGACGAAGUCCAUAUCGUCUGGUCUGAACACUCCAGAGACUACCGCAGAGGUAUUAUCCCAACUGCCUUUGGAGAUGUUUCAAUCAUUAUUUACCCAAUGAAGAAUCACAUGUUCUUCAUCGCAAUAACGAAGAAACCUGAGGUUCCAUUUUUUGGGCCUCUGUUUGAUGGAGCCAUAGUGAGUGGGAAGCUGUUGCCGAGCCUUGUGUGUGCCACGUGCAUCAACGCCAGCAGGUCUGUGAAGUGCCUCAUCCCACUCUACCAGAGCUUCUAUGAAGAGCGAGCUCUGUAUCUCGAAGCAAUAAUUCAGAACCACCGCGAAGUAAUGACAUUCGAGGAUUUCGCAGCCCAAGUCUUUUCUCCCUCUCCCAGCUACUCCCUCAGCGGAACGGAAGAACCUGGAGCUCCCAACGCCCCGGGUUCAUAUUCCUUGCGGACUGUGACUGUGGCCCUCCAGUCCUCCUGACUCAGCAGCUGGUGUGUGCACAACCUCAGCCGCAGAGGGGCCUCCUAGAAGGCUCAGCGGUUUUGCUUAAAUUCCUCUUUAGCAACAACCAAACGAAGCAGAGGCCAAAUGGAACCUCUCUUACAGUUAAGUCUUCUGACAGAAAGAAGGCAGUAUUUCAUAAUUUCCUUUUCCAGAAAGAUACAGGAUGGUAAUAGGACCGGUGACUAGCACGAUUUUCUCUUUAUAGAGAAAAGCCGGUACCUUUUUACCCAUUAGCCUGUAAAGGCCCUCAAAUGGCUGGAGGAAUCAAAUCCCUCAACAAUGGGAAACAUGGCCGUCCAUUUUGAAGUCAAUAACUUUAUGCAUUUACAGCACUGAUGUGGCCAAAUUCACUUCUCGGCACAUAAGAAACCUAGUAGCAUCAUGGUGGCGAACGUCAGGAAAGAGUAGGGAAACCCUAUUUUGUGACCACUUUGAGAAUAUGAGACAAUCAAAUCCAGAUGCAUGGAGGACACGUUCCACCUACCUGUGCCCCACGCAGAGGCUCCUCUUGCCUUCCCCACAGCACUCAGCUGUGACCUCCACCAUCCCAGCGUCCGUCUUCUCCUGUGUAGAACUGUGUGAUCUGUGGGAUUGCCUGCGGAUAAGGAAAAGCAAUCACGGGUCUGGCUUGGGAAGGUUCCAUUCCCCCAUACCCCCUAUCUCAGGCAAAACAGAAGGCACGUACACCUUGCCUUGCCAUUGCUGCUGAAUGUGUUUGGGCAGACCCUGCAGUCAGCAUGCAUCCCAGAGCCUGUACGCAGUCAUUAGGGAAGCCCUGCUCCCUAGCUACAUCCCAAGGGUACAGAGAAGCAGCCGGAGAAACAGCGCAACUCCAGUUAAUACCACAGCCUCCAGGUGACAUCUGAGCAUGCCGCUUCGUGAGACCAGGCGCUCCAGACCAGGGUGACAAUCGCUGACCCAACAGCAUCACACGUGAGAGUCCCAGAGGAGAAAGAGAUCACCGCAGAGAAGGAAGAAGGAGGCCAACAGAGGGAAUCUGCAGCCCAUGAGGCUGACUCCACUCUUUCUCCCAGUUACCCAAAGCUAGCAACUUGCUAGAGGCCAAAUUGAAAUAUUAAAACCCAGGUCCAUUCGAGACCUGGGGACACAGGCACACACCUUUGCUACAAUUUAAAUAGAUGGGAAAUGCAGCUUCACUCCUCAGAGCAUCUCAUAAAGCCCACGAAUGUUGGUUUUCAGAUAUUCAUCCCAUAAAUGCUUACUGAACACCAAAUAUGCCAGAUGCAGAGAUGGGCAAGAUGGACAGCAGCCCUCCCUUCACUAGAGCCCCCCUUCCAGACAGGACAGGAGACAGUAGUGUCUGCCGUCAGCAGCUGAUGCGUGCGGAGGAGAGAAGACAACAGGAAAAGGGUCUCAGAAGUGCCACUGAGAAAACCCAACACACCUGGGGUGGGCGUGCACUUGACAACAGAGGAUCAGAGCAGGCCUCCCUGACAAGGAGGGAGGGUCAGGAAGGAGCAGGUGAAGGGGCCUGAGGCAGGGGCUUUCCCGACAAGGAGCCCAGCCUGGUUAAAGCUGAGCUAGCCAGGGGUGGGCAGGAGGAACAGGAAGGCCAGAGUGGCCUUGCAGGCAGAGGGCGAGAUCUUGGCUCUUGCUCUGGUGAGGUGGGCAGCAUGCAAAGGCUGUGAAGCAGCAGAGUCCUGUGAAAUGACUCUUCUACAAAAGUCAGUCUGGCCUCAGUGGGUAGGGUGCGCUGUGGGGGUGGGGGACGACUUCCAUGACCUUUUAUUUGCCAUGUAUUCCCAUCUCCGGGCACGCAGCAGGCAUGCCAUCUGUGUCUGGUGAAUGAAUUGAUGUUAUGCUCAUACAAGACCAUAAGAGGUGUUCUGCCUGAACAUUCCCUGGGGACACUAGAGGGGCCCUCAGUGAUGCCCCCUCACCCCAGCACCACAGAACACAGCCCGUAUCCUGGAUUGCCCAGACAGGAAGAACAUGGAGCUCGGCCACAUGUCCCACCCUGCCUUCAAGGCCCUGCAGACCCCUGUGAUGUCUGGUGGUCAUGAGCACAGGUGUGUAUGAAGAAUCGUGCAUAUGGCCAUUCCCACUACACAGAAAGUGACUUCAAGAGACUUUAAACAACUCAGUGAUGCAGAAGGGCACAGAUGGAAGGCUGAGGCUCCCUGGCAUUCGUUCCCUGUUACAAAAGUGGUCUCCAGGACUCUCUGUGAACUGCAACCAUUCUUUAUGUAUGUGUAGAGAUUUGCAAUUUACUGCACGCUUUCCUCAGGGUCCCCCUUCCAUCAGGCAAGAUGUCUCUCUCUGACAGUCGAGGAAUGGAGGCAGGCUGGUUUUUCUGCCACCAGGUCACUGGUCAUGUCCAGACCAGGGCUUGAGCACCUAGGCCUCUCUGUUCUCAGACAGGACUCAUUGCUCCACCCUCCAGCCCCUGCCUCUCCCUGCCUGCUGUGGGGACCCACCCACAGGAAUGAACAACCCAGUGGAGGGGAAGAGCCCUUCUUCAGCAGCAAUGGCAAAACGUUCCUCCCCAACGGCAGAAAGGACUGUUUUCUAGAAUGUAUGUCCUGUACUAUUUGUACAGUGGCAAAGGUACACCCACCCACUUUGGCACGGAUAACUGAGAAAUUUAACUAAAGGGUUGCCUACUUUACAAUUCAAAUGGAGCACUGCAAAUAAUUCACAUAUAGAAAGUAUCUUAAUUAUGGGCCAGAAUUGCUUUCUGAGGACAAGACGGUCUUUAUCAGUAAAACUAGCAGGCACUUCCAUUGUUUCUGCAGUGUUUGCUCAGGCAGCUCAGACAAAUGCCUAGAACUCACUGUCCUCUCACAAUCACCAUAGACUGAGCUGCCACAUUUUCUGGAGCUGUGGAUCAUUAGGGAAAUUUUUAAAAAGUAGUUCUGAGUGGAGCACGCACUCCCAGUGUGUCUUGGGACAAAUCACACGAUAAUCCUACGUCACCUCCCCAGUCAAUCCCGAGGUGUUUUAAGACAGGUCAAUUCAAGUUAGGAUAAACUUGGGAGACAACCAGGGAAGCCUGGGUGCCUCCAGGGAACUUUUUCCCUGAAAUCUUGGAGCCAUUUCUGUUGUGUCACUUUUGAAAUCAUGAGAGCAGCAGUGCCACCCAGACCACCUUCUAUUCUAUUUUGCCAUUUUAAAAAACAGCUUAUUGAGAUCUGAUUCACAUAUCCUGCAGUUCAGCCGUAUGAAGUAUACAAGUCGAUGUUUUUGGUCUAUUCAUAAUUUUGAGCAACCAUUACCACAAUCAAAUUCUAUAACAUUUUCCUCCCCUCUUUAAACAGCCUGCCAAUCAAUAGUCAAUCCCCCUUCUCCCCACCACUCCUCAACCCUGAACAACCACGAAUCUACUUUUGUGUCUAUGGACUGCCCAUUCUGGACAUUUGAUAUAAAUAAAACCAUCCCAUAUGUGCUCUUUGGUGGCUGACUUCUUUCUCUUAGCAUAUUCUCAGGGUGCCUCCAUGUGUAGCCCAUUCCAUUUAUUUUUAUUGCCAAAUAUUCCACCGUACAGAUAGAAUACAUUUUGUUGGUCUGUUCAUCAGUUGAUGGACAUUUGAGCUGUUUCUACUUUUGGCCACUGUUAAUUUUUCUGCCUUGAAUGUUUGGGUCCUGUGUGGCCAUUUGCGCACGUGAAUUCAGUCUGGUAAAGUACAGAGCCUUCCCAUGGCUAAGAUGCAACGGAAAUCUUGGUAUUUAUGUUCUGUGAGAGCGAGAGGGUCUGGAAACCUUUCUUAAUGAUGGCCUAACAACAAGUUGGCACCAAGCUAUAAAUUUUAAAUGUAUAAUUUAGUUUAAUUUAGUCAUAGAUUCAUACGAGUACAUUAUAGUCACGAAGAGAAAGAAAAAAUGCCAGGAAUUUUUUUUUUUUUUUACCGAUGAUCCACCUGCUCACUUAGCCCCUGCACGGGAGCAGCGUGCAUACAGGCACACACUCCAUGCACUUUCCCUUCCUCCCUCCCUUCCUGCCAGUCCAGCUGUCCCAGCUUUCAGCUUCUGAACCAAUGUUGAUGGGCAAGACCAACAACCAGAAAGAUGAAGCCAAACCAGGAGUUAGAGCCGGGACCAGGACACAGCAACUGCUGCUGGAUUGGAAAUACUGGAAGCCAUCCUUGGGCCAUUUGGAGAUGUUAAUUAGGCUGGCUAAUUCCCACUGGCCUUGGGUUGCCAGUGUUGAGUGUGUGGGCUUACCCCAUCCAUGCCUGCACCUGUUCCCUUCCUCAGAGCCAUUCCAAGGGGCCUGAAUAGCCCAGACAGCUCUCUGAUCCCCCACUCUGUCUGCCUUCCUGCUGGUAGGAUAUUUAGCACUUGCUUAAAGCUGGAACCCUGGUCCACUGUUUCUCUCCCUCAUCCCUGCCAGCUCUCAAAAUCAUUCUCUUUCCUAAUUAUCUUGAACCAGUUAAUCAUUCUGCACACUGACUGUUCAGUAACCAGGAUCCAGGGACAGGCAGCCGCAUUUCUUGUCUGACCCUGCCCAGCAUCAUCCCAGGUGGCGGUCCUGGAGGGCAGCCUUUCCUCAGAGGCAAGAAGCUUGGUUCGCAGCCUUGCUCUCUUGCAGUCCCGGUGAGUACAGCUGGAAAAAGCAUGCCAUAGAAAGGCCCACCAUUCCGGGCACACCUCUGCUAGGCAGAGCCGCAUAGAACACAGCACAUCUCCAGCCAGCCUCUUGUUUCCUGUGCUGCUUUAAAGCCCUGUUGAUACCCAGAGUAUCGGAGAAGUCACUCAAGGCGAAGAAGCAAGACAUCUUUCCUCAGAAGUGACUUCUGGAUUUCCCCAGCCCAAACUCUGUGUCAGAGCUGCCAAUUGGCCACAGUUUGGCCUCUCAGUGUCUGGGUUAAACUGUUAAGGGCUGUCCCUGAGGAGUCUCUCUUAACUGCUCUUAGAUAUGAGUGGGGCUGGCUUCGAUUCCCAGCACCACAAAUAGGUAAAAACAACUUUGAAGUUAAGAUGCACAUUAACCCUAUAACCCAGUGUCACACCUUUUUUGUUUUUUGAGACAAAGUUUCGCUUGUUGCCCAGGCUGGAGUGCGACAGCGUGAUCUCAGCUCA